AGAACACAUUGCAUGUGGAAAUUAACAAAAGAUAGUUUUUUGAUUGUAAUGAUAUAAAGCUAGAUUUACGGCUUGAUUUAUUGCUGUUUAAAACACACUUAAAGUGAAAUCAAUAACAGUCGUAUUUUUUGUACAUAAUCGCAUCGUUAAGGCACAUAUGCUCAGAUACGUUUCUGGAAGUGAUACACCACUUUAUUUUCAGAAUCAAAUGGUUGUGUGACGACCUAUUUUAGUGGGUCCAAAAUCGCCCCAGAAAUCGUCAAUGAAACGGCUCGGUUGACCGUUUUGGCGAUUUCCUAUACAACUAACUCACUAGGAUUAUAUAUACGUAAUGCAACAAGCUAUACCAACUAUAUCAACACAAUCAGACAUAGCUAAAGUCAUGCAGCCCCAUUCAGCACAAAACAUGAUUUUGCCAGCCAAUAAAAAGACCAAAAAGUAUGCUCAACAGGUGCUAUCUUCAAAGCCACAAUCCCUUCAGCCUAUGCAACUGCAGCAUAACCAUCAAACUCCACAGCCUCAGUUUCAGAUAAACAAGGCAUACAAUGUGGUGUCCAUUCUUAAGGCAACAGCACAGAAUGCUCAACAGUCUCCGCACUUGACGCAUCAGCAACAACAAUCCCAUCACCUUCAGCAAACACAGCAGCAUCAACAAAGCUAUGCAAACGUUGUAAAUAGAUCCAUAUCUGGGUCUGGAUCAGUUGGAGCCCACCAAUCAACGGUUAUAUGUAAUGGCUCAAACAUAAUGACCGUGAAUAGUUGCCAACUGAAUUCCGGUGAUUUGAAUUCGACUGCCAUUUACAACCUAUCCAGUCACCGGGGUUUACCUGGAAGCCAAGAUGGAAACGUUCGUUUUCUAAAUGUACCGGACACUACGAAAAAUGGCAACAACAUCAGCGCAUCAGUAGUAUCAAGUAACUCUACCACUGGAGUCGGAAACGGAACGACUUCUUGUACUGGAGUUGGAGUCAGUAAUAACGGUCAAAUUACAUUGACCAAUUCGCAUAUAGGAACAACUAUGGGAGUCGCUCUGGGCACGACUACAGCAGGCACAACCUACAUGCACGAGAAGAAUAUUGUUGGCGUUAGCGUCAAUUGUGUUGAUACUAGUAGAAAGUAUGAUUUCAAAAACAGUAGUUUGAUAAAAAAUAAUAGCUUCCAAGCAUCGACAGAGUAUGUUUCAACGGGAAACAAUAGUUCUGGUAAUAGCCGUUCAAAUCCACAAAGUGGGGGAAUAUUUCGUGGACAACCUCCAGCGGCGAAUACCCCACGAGGUGCCAGCAGCGGUGCAGCACGCCAUGUUCAUGUUCAACCCAUGUACUCACAGCCCCUUCACCAGAACAUGGUGAUACAACAAUACACACAAUAUAACCCGCGACAACAAACAUUUCCAACCUCUCAUAUGCAAUAUGCACCAGCCCCAAUGCCCUACUACCAGUACCAAUACGUGCCAACUCUUCAACAGCAGCCGCCGCCACAUACUCGUAGUGCCGUAGCGGUUAAUACAAACGUCAAUGUGGGAAACACUUUGCAACCAGUCCAGUCCGGACCAAAUGGGCCUCUGACAGGUCCAGGAGCUACGUCGUCGCAGCUACAAUUGAUCACUAGCACAGUGCAGCCAGGAACAAACACUGUAAUGGGUGUUGGUGGUCCUGGCAGUGGAAUGGGACAGGUGGGUGUGCCGCCAAUGGUUGGGGUUGGUGUAAUGCCAGCAAGUGUGCAGCCGCAACCCGUACAGGUGCAACCAGCAAGCAGGCGCCGGCAUCAGCAUCGCUUGCAGAUAAUCGACCCGGCAACUAAAAAAAAUAUUUUGGACGAUUAUGAUAAGACAAACUCCAACACAGAUAAUGACUUCUCGGAGCAGGUAACACUUCCAAACACGCCGACAGUAGUCUUAUCAGAAGGUCAAAUACGUAUUCCACAGCAAGAUAGUGUUGGAAUAAAUAAUUUAAGCAAUAUAACAUCACAAGGAUCCGAAACACGGACAAACGCGUCUUACACCCCCGUUGAACCAAUAUCAAUAAGUCGCCAGGAUGUUGGACCGACUCCUAUCGUAUCCGCGAUGUCUGAUGCACCUUCGGUUGAAAUAUUACCUACUCCUCAAAGAGGUAGAAGCAAAAAAAUUCCCAUAGUGUCUCCCAAAAAUGUAUCUGAGGCUACUGCUGCUCCUACCACUGAUGAAACGGAUGAUGCAGUGUCGAAACCGAUUGUCGCAACAACUAAGGAACCUGCAGAACCAAGCCUGGCGCAUCAAAAAUUACUCACAUCCGAAUCACCGCAACAGAAGCAAUCGGUAUCAAAUACUGAGAUUACAAAGGAGGAACCAUCUAAAUCGGAGGAUACAAAUAUUGCUGAACUCCUCGAUUCUGGUGUGCCUUCCGGAAACCAUCCAACAGAGUUACUGUCUUUCAAUGUAAAAGACAGUGAACCACCAUCAAAUUUUUCUGAAGAACCUGAAAUCGCUAGUACUGGCGAAAUUCCACUUCCUGAUUUCAUCGAAGAUUCGCCUAAUAUGCACACAGCUUUAGAUAAUUCUGAAUCUACACUGUCCAUCGAAAUAUUAGACUCUACAGUGGAAAGUUUUAAGGAUAACCAAAGCGCAGAGCAACAAACACAACCAGAACUAAAUUUAAGAAGUGUCCCCGGUGAGACUGAAAUAUCAUCAAUGGCAUUAAAAGAAGUGACUGAUUUGGACAACCGUCAAACCGAAACAAAAGACACUAUAAAAUCUAAAAAUAAUAAUGACGAUAUUUCAGAAGACCUCCCUACUCGAGAGUCAACAACAGAGUCCCUUUCAAAGAAUAAUACAGGAGAGGAUGUAGAUCACCAGUCCGACUCAAGUUCAGAUUCAAAGCCAGUGGAGGACUUGGAGGACCAACUCCAGUCUACUGAUCCAAAAGAUGAAGGUACAGGAACAACCGUAUCAUCCUUUAUCAAUUAUAAUGAGGGUCAAUGGUCGCCAAGCAAUCCAAGCGGCAAGAAACAAUACAACCGAGAGCAGUUACUACAAUUACGGGAGGUAAAGGCCUCUCGUAUACAACCAGAAGUGAAAAAUAUUUCUAUUCUUCCCCAACCGAACUUAAUGCCAUCAUUUAUCAGAAAUAACAAUAACAAUAAACGAGUACAAUCGAUGGUUGGAAUGAUUGGAAAUCGUAGCAGUGAAUCCGGUGGAAAUUAUAUUGGCAAGCAAAUGUCGAUGUCAGGUGUCCAGGGUGGUGGCGGCAGAAGCAGUAUGAAAGGCAUGAUCCAUGUUAAUUUAUCUUUGAACCAAGAUGUAAAACUUAGUGAGAACGAAAAUGCCUGGCGCCCACGAGGCUUAAAUAAAUCGGAUGGUGAUAGCGAUGCAAAAUCGACACAUGAAAAAGAUGAAUUGGUACGUCGGGUUCGAGGUAUUUUAAACAAGCUUACCCCAGAAAGGUUCGAUACGCUUGUCGAGGAGAUAAUAAAAUUGAAAAUUGAUACGCCCGACAAAAUGGACGAAGUUAUUGUGCUGGUAUUUGAAAAAGCAAUCGAUGAGCCAAACUUUUCUGUGUCCUAUGCCAGACUAUGCCAUCGUUUAAUUUCGGAAGUAAAGACGCGAGACGAGCGCAUGGAAAGCGGCACAAAAUCUAAUUUGGCACACUUCCGAAACGCUUUGUUAGAUAAAACGGAACGGGAAUUCACACAGAACGUUUCACAAAGCACUGCAAAAGAAAAAAAAUUACAGCCAUUUGUGGAUAAAAUAAAGAAAUGUACAGAUCCAAACGAAAAAGCUGAACUUGAGGCAUUCUUAGAAGAGGAAGAACGUAAAAUACGACGGCGCUCCGGAGGCACAGUAAGAUUUAUCGGGGAACUUUUUAAAAUAUCCAUGUUGACUGGCAAAAUAAUAUAUUCUUGCAUUGAUACACUUCUUAAUCCUCAUUCUGAAGACAUGCUUGAAUGCCUUUGCAAGCUGCUCACAACUGUGGGUGCCAAGUUUGAGCAGACCCCAGUAAAUGCAAAGGACCCAAGUCGGUGUUAUUCAUUGGAAAAAUCCAUAGCCAGGAUGCAGGCAAUCGCCUCAAAAUCUGACAAAGAUGGAGCAAAAGUAAGCUCUCGAGUGCGUUUUAUGCUACAAGAUGUAAUUGAUUUACGCAAAAAUAAAUGGCAAACUUCGCGCAAUGAGGCACCCAAAACUAUGGGACAAAUUGAAAAGGAGGCGAAAAACGAACAGCUUUCUGCUCAAUACUUUGGUACACUUUCCAGUACUACACCUGUAGGAUCGCAGGGCGGCUCUGGUAAGCGAGAAGAUCGUGGCAACGCUCGAUACGGUGAUUCUCGCUCUGGUAGCGGAUAUGGUGGCAGUCACAGUCAACGUGGUGACAACGGGAAUCUGCGACACCAGCAGCAAAACAACACUGGCGGAGUUGGUCACUCCAAUGGGAACAAUGAUGACAAUACUUGGCACGUGCAAACCAGUAAAGGAAGCCGAUCGCAAGCAGUUGACAGUAAUAAACUGGAGGGUCUGUCUAAACUUUCUGACCAAAACUUAGAGACCAAAAAGAUGGGCGGAUUAGGGCAAUUCCUUUGGCCCAGCAACACGACAAGACAAUCAUCUGCGCCUACAUCAACACCAUCUAAUCCUUUCGCUGUGCUAUCUUCUCUAAUUGAUAAAAAUAGCAGUGAUAGGGAUCGCGAUCGCAGUGGACCCAGAAAUAAGGGAUCCUAUAACAAAGGAUCUAUGGAGCGCGAUCGUUUUGAUAGAGGUAUUCAUUCAAGAACUGGAUCUUCUCAAGGAUCACGAGAAAACUCGUCCUCCCGAGCUGGCCAGCAGGGUCAAGGUCGCAGUUUGUUAGGUUCGUCAGUUCAAAAAUCUGCUAGUCAUUCAAAAUACACGCAACAGGCACCACCUUCACGACAUACUGGCAAAACACAGACAUUGCUGGGCAGUUCUAACGUCAACACAGGUGGACUUUACCGUGGAAGUGAACAACCGUCUCCUACAUCCGCAACUUUCUCCCAGAGUAGUCGUUCUGUUGCUCCCGUGGCAGUGCUUAAUGAGGCUGGAGAAACGGAACUUAAGCUCAUCAAAUCAGUUGUCUCAGAAAUGAUUGAGCUUGCAGCCGCUUCUAAAGCAGUAACGCCCGGUGUAGUUUCUUGCAUGAAACGAGUACCAGAGGAAUGGCGCUGUAGUUUCUUAUAUUACAUAUUGACAGAUUAUUUGCAUUUAGCGAAUGUCGGUAAACAGUACAGACGGUAUCUGGCCAUUGCUGUUUCCCAACUUAUUCAACAGAAUUACAUCUCUGUGGAUCACUUCAGACUGGCGUACAAUGAAUUUAGCGAGUACGCAAACGAUUUAAUUGUUGAUAUUCCAGAGCUUUGGCUAUACAUUCUUCAAUUUGCCGGGCCAUUAAUUGUGAAGAAGAUCUUGACAGUAUCAGAUGUGUGGAACAAAAAUUUAAAAGACAACAGCCCAUCAAGCGUGGCUAAAAAGUUCCUUAAAACAUACUUGAUAUAUUGUACACAAGAAGUUGGACCAAAUUUUGCUCGGAGUAUGUGGAUUAAGUUCAACCUAAAAUGGUCUGAUUUUAUGCCUGAAAGUGAAGUCCCUGACUUUAUAAAAUUCAACAGACUGGAGUAUAUAGAAAACGAGUCAAAAUCGCCAGUGAUUGAGCAACGAGAGUCGCCAGAGAAGCAGGUUAAAAAUGUGAUAGACCAUAUUGAGCACUUGCUAAAGGAAGGAACGACGGCAGAUUGCAUUAUUGAUUAUAGUAACGGAAAUAUAAUGCUGGUUGAUAAGUUGUUUAUUAGGGGAUUGACCGAAACAUUAAGCAAUUUCUCGAUUCUGUACAAGGAAAAUAGUUAUAAACUUGAGACCGAAACCUUCCAAAAGUUUUGCAUACCAGUUUUGCAAAGAUACAUUGAUUCUAAUGAAGACCAUCAACUGGAAUGCUUAUAUACUAUGCAACUAUUAGUUCACCGUUUGGAGCAUCCAAGGGGAUUGCUGAGUGAACUGAUUGGCGAGCUUUAUGAUGGCUAUGUAAUACAAAAGGAAUCGCUCUGUAAGUGGCGCGAUUCAAAGGAUCAGUCAGCUGGCAAAGGCGUUGCUGUAAAAAGUCUUAAUCCUUUCUUUAACUCGUUAUUAAACGAUGAGGCCAACUGAAACCGCAAAGUAGCUGGCCUAGACAGCAUACAUUUAAAAUUUGUAAUAAAAUUAAUUAAAAAGAGAGUUGGCUGGUGAAGAAUGUUCAUUAACAGUAUAUAUAGAUUUCGAUAUGGACUUAUUCAAUAGAGAUUCUGGUUCAUGCAUUAAGAGUAUAUGCAACAAUAUAAAAGUGUAUAACAUAUGUAAAAUAAAGCGAACCUAAAGGAAAUUUAGAGUUGUACAUGGAUACUGCUCGUCCUUAA
Molecule: messenger RNA, 6366 nt
Organism: Drosophila subpulchrella
Lineage: Eukaryota; Metazoa; Arthropoda; Insecta; Diptera; Drosophilidae
Gene: eIF4G1
Product: eukaryotic translation initiation factor 4 gamma 3
Exons: 17
Coding region: 332-6121 (1929 amino acids)
Cellular component (GO): eukaryotic translation initiation factor 4F complex
Molecular function (GO): translation initiation factor activity; protein binding; mRNA binding
Source: RefSeq, a predicted model, not a curated record